AACUCUCAGCGAUAAUUCUUUUACUCUAAAAGAAACCCUAAAAGCACAAUUUAAAAAAUCCCUAACCCUAAAAUGAUGGGUUUCUCUCUUCUACUUCUUUCCGUUCAAUCCAAUUCUUUGCCUCUACCAUUGUCAGUUCCUAGCGGGCUUCCUCUCAUGGGAUAUAUGACACCUCUGCAAGGAGUUGUAUCCAUGGAUGGGACUCCUGUGAAAUCUACAACAAUAUCGCCUCCCCAUCUUCUUUUUAACCAGCCUUGGCCAAAAAGGUGUGCAACCCACUGUUAUAUUGCUCGCAAUAUAUUGUGUCACCAACAAAUUGCGAGGAUGAAUUCAUUUUGGCCAACAACAGCAGGUUCUGCAUCACUAUAUGGGGGUAAGCCCAACAAUCUUAAUGUUGUACCCUCCACAGAGUUGCAUGGGAAUGUUCCCGGCAGGGCUGCAAACUCUUCUCAAGACAAAGGGCAUGGUAUUGUCAAGUUUCCAGAACAUAUUGGGAAGGACAAAGCCUAUUAGCCUGCCAUUGUGGAUAAUUCAUCAAGAAAACAAAUUUUGCUUCAGCAAGCUUUACCCCCAGGAGCAGCACCUAGUAAUAUCUCGCAUGGCCCUACAUUCAUAUUCCCGCUGAAUCAACAACAAACAAGUGUUGCGGCAUCUGUUCGGCCUAGAUCUUUGAAGUCUUUUGCCAGUUUCUAGUAAUGGAGCACCCUCCAGUGUCUCCAAUUCAACAACAAAAGCCUAAUACGGUAAGGUUGUUGCUUCGAUGACCACGAGGACGAUGAAGCUGCAGAGCGUUUUAGGGUUAGGGAUUUCUGAAAUUGUGUUUUUAGGGUUUCUUUCAGAGUAAAAAAAAAAUACCACGAAGGUUAAAAAUUACAAACUGUUUCACAUUAUGAAAAUAAACUGGGGGACCAAAAAUACAAUUUUGUAGGAUCCAUUCAAAAACGCAUUAUUAUAAUCUUCCUCGACAUAAACAACACCUAAUCUCGAGGGACAUCUAUAAUUUUAAUA
Molecule: messenger RNA, 1008 nt
Organism: Glycine soja
Lineage: Eukaryota; Viridiplantae; Streptophyta; Magnoliopsida; Fabales; Fabaceae
Product: protein TIME FOR COFFEE-like
Exons: 4
Coding region: 73-513 (146 amino acids)
Biological process (GO): regulation of circadian rhythm
Cellular component (GO): nucleus
Source: RefSeq, a predicted model, not a curated record